AUGAAUCCUAACGACGAUAUAUUUGUUGUCGGUGAUUUUAACCUGGCUUCAAUCAACUGGACCAAAAACGAUAGAGCAUUCUUACACUCUCACAUCAAUGGCUCGUGUACUACACCUCUAGUAACAUCUCUUUUGGACUGCUACUACACCGCUGAUCUUCUGCAACUGAAUGGGGCCUUCAAUGACAACAACAGGUUACUUGAUCUCUGUUUCGUCAGUCGCGAGCUUGCUUCUAAGUGUUCGGUUCUUGAGGCACCUGAGCCGUUAGUCAAACGAUGCAGACAUCAUCCACCGCUGCACAUAACAUUACGUCUCCGUCAGGCUUGUUCGUUUCGUAGUACUGUAGACACGGUUUCAUAUGAUUAUCGUAGAGCUGACUUCAAUGGUAUGAUCACCUUUUUCGAUCAUAUCAACUGGGACGAUGAACUCCGGGAUUGUGAUGCGAAUGCAGCAACAUCUGUUUUUUCCAAUAUUGUCGUUUAUGCGAUCGAUCAAUUCGUUUCGAAGAAAAUUCCGUCCCCACCUAUUAACCCACCUUGGUCCAACCAUCGACUGAUGCGACUGAAGUCUUACAAACGUACUGCUUUAAAGAGAUUUUGCAAACAUCGUACGAUCGUGACGAAACGAAAAUAUAACAUCGCCAACAAACGGUAUAUGCAACUCAACAAACGGCUUUAUCAAGCCCAUCAACGUAAAUUACAAAACAAGCUGAAAGCGAAUCCCAAAAGUUUCUGGAGCCAUGUGAAUGAUGAACGUAAAGAGUCAGGUUUACCUUCCACUAUGUUCAAUGCAGAUCGAAAGGCAACUGACACAAUGAAAAUUGCUGAUCUGUUCCGGUCACAGUUCAGCAGUGUUUUCGUGAACGAACUUUUAUCUAGAGACCAUAUCUCAGCCGCCGCGCGUCAGGUCCCUAUGCAUCGUGCUAUAAGACCGCAUCCGUCACGAAAAGCUAGCCUACGUCUUAAACAAUCUAUCUCCGAUGGACCAGACGGAAUACCUUCGCUCGUCAUUAAGAAAUGCAUUGUUGUUCUGUUCGCACCAUUAGCAACCAUCUUCAACAUAUCGUUGAAUUCUGGAAUUUUUCCCGAGAUCUGGAAGUUCUCGUUCGUUUUUCCAAUCUUCAAGAAGGGCGAUAAACAGUCGGUUUCGAACUAUCGCGGCAUCGCUGCUUUAUGUGCAGCUUCCAAACUAUUUGAACUGUUGGUGCUGGAUUACCUUAAGUACAAUUGUUCCAGCUACAUUGCCUCCGAACAGCAUGGGUUUAUGCCGAAAAGAUCUACUGCUACAAAUCUCGUACAAUACACCUCAUCGAUUAUACGCGAGAUGGCGAAAGGACAUCAAGUCGACGCUAUUUACACCGAUCUUUCGGCUGCUUUUGAUAAAAUCAAUCAUAAUAUUGCGAUUGCCAAAUUAGAGCUACUUGGCUUCCACGGUUCUCUCCUCAAUUGGCUACGCUCAUAUCUUACCGGUCGAUAUAUGGCUGAUCAUAUCCUAAACCGCGAGUCGAAUAUUAAAGACUUGGGGGUCAUACUUGACUCUAAACUGACCUUCAAGGAUCAGGUUGCUUACGUUUCCGCUAAGGCGUCAAAACAACUCGGCUUCAUAUUUCGGUUCGCCGGAGAAUUCAGAGAUGUUUCUUGCUUGAAGGCGCUCUACUCGUCUUUGCAACGGUGUGAAUCGCCUCGAAUCUAUCCAACGGAGAUUCGUACGCUUUGCUCUUCGUUGGUUACCAUGGAGGGAUCGUUUCAAUCUGCCAGAAUAUAA
Toxorhynchites rutilus septentrionalis is the source of this 1764-nucleotide messenger RNA. RefSeq lists its product as uncharacterized. The transcript is spliced from 3 exons. Bases 1 to 1764 code for a protein of 587 amino acids. NCBI's taxonomy places the organism in Eukaryota, Metazoa, Arthropoda, Insecta, Diptera, Culicidae. The record is from RefSeq and is a predicted model, not a curated record.